Pocillopora verrucosa is the source of this 1797-nucleotide messenger RNA. The record is from RefSeq and is a predicted model, not a curated record. Lineage: Eukaryota; Metazoa; Cnidaria; Anthozoa; Scleractinia; Pocilloporidae.
AUGCUGCUGUUCAUUGUUGUUGCAGUGUGUUUGGCCGGUGCCUUGAGUUACAAUCCGGAAGAGAACAUAGGAGUUGGAAAUCCUGAUCUCUUUGAAGGAGACAUGAUCCUUACGGCUGAACAAAGGGCUGCUGCAAUGGCUGGACAAGACGUGGACGCGCCAGCUAGCCGUGGCGCCAUCAGAAGGGGCUUGUGGCCAGGCGGAGUUUUGGUGUACGAAAUCGAUAGCAGUUUUCGCCGGAGUUCGAGUGCAAUGAACGCUAUUCGGAGUGGAAUGAAGAUGUGGUCUGAUAACACGUGUAUCACAUUUAGGGAGAGAAGAGGAAACGAGAGAAGCUAUGCGUACUUCCAGGGCGGUGGAGGGUGUUCAUCAAUGGUUGGACAGACUGGACGAAGGCAGGCCAUCACUCUCGGAAGAGGAUGUUUACACGUAGGAGUUGUUGCUCAUGAAAUUGGUCACGCUCUCGGUUUUUACCACGAACAGUCCAGGCCUGACAGAGAUGAAUAUGUAACCAUCUACCGACAAAACAUUGUACGAGGUAUGGAAUUCAAUUUCAACAAAUAUAGCAAAUCGACGAUUGAUUCCUUGGGAACACCAUAUGAUUAUGGAAGUGUCAUGCAUUAUGACACGAGAGCUUUCAGCAGAAAUGGACGGCCAACUAUUGUUGCAAAGAAAUCAGGGGUAACACUUGGAAACCGCCGAGGCCUAAGCAAAAUUGACAUUCUUCAGAUGAAACUUUUGUACAAAUGUUCUGGAGGUGGCGGCGGACCAAACCCUCCCCCUCCGACAAAUAAACCACCAGGAGAAUGUCGCGACACUGGAAAGUAUUGCAGCUAUCACGUUCCUCGUGGAGAUUGCGAAAGGAUGGAUAUCGUUAGACGGAAAUGUAGAAAAAGCUGUGGUCUGUGUUCAGAAGGAACUCCACCACCGAACACUAAUCCACCACCUCCCCUGCCACCAGAUACCGAGGCACCUCCUCCUCCCCCUCCUCCUCCAAGCACAGAGAUGCCACCUCCUCCUCCACCAGACACGGAUAUGCCACCAACUCCACCCCCAGGUUCUUGCGGUGUUGCCCCUCUCGGUAGCAGCCGUGUGAUUGGAGGAGAUGACGCUAAUUCGGGUGCCUGGCCAUGGCAGGUUGGUUUACAUAACAGUCGAGGAGGAUUUUUCUGUGGUGGAACACUGGUAACACCAUAUUGGGUUGUCACGGCAGCGCAUUGCAUUUCAACCUUAAACCCCUCUAAUUAUGUUAUUCGGCUCGGAGAUCACAACCGACACCGAAAUGAGGGAACAGAGCAGAAUAUAGGAGCGUCACGAGUUAUCAAACAUCCACAAUAUGACAGCAGACGGAUUAAUAACGACAUAGCUCUACUCAAACUUUCUCGUGCUGCCAACAUUAACGAUCGAGUGUUGCCCGCUUGUCUUCCCCGAGCAAACUACAUUGUGCCUGCUGGAACAACGUGUUACAUUACAGGUUGGGGCAAGAUUAGACAUCCUGGUAACUCUCAUCACACACUACAGCAAGCCAAGAUAUCUACUGUGUCAGAGUCGGAUUGCAAAAGGAAAAAUGGUAAUGGCAUAACAAGAGCGAUGCUAUGCGCUGGAGUUCCGGGAACUCGACUUGGUGGUUGCCAUGGAGACAGCGGCGGUCCUUUUGUCUGCAAAAAUUCCGGGGGAUUCUGGGUACUCCAAGGUGCAGUUAGCUGGGGUUCAAACGACUGUAAUGCUAUGCGCAUGUUUACGGUUUUUGCACGAGUUUCAGUGUUCAGGGAAUGGAUCGACCGAUACAUUUCAUAG